Messenger RNA from Chelmon rostratus (copperband butterflyfish), 3894 nucleotides. Its product is annotated as probable nuclear hormone receptor HR38. Lineage: Eukaryota; Metazoa; Chordata; Actinopteri; Chaetodontiformes; Chaetodontidae. Gene Ontology annotation, cellular component: nucleus; transcription regulator complex. The coding region runs from base 134 to 1909 and encodes 591 amino acids. Gene Ontology annotation, biological process: regulation of transcription by RNA polymerase II; cellular response to corticotropin-releasing hormone stimulus. Gene Ontology annotation, molecular function: nuclear glucocorticoid receptor binding; RNA polymerase II cis-regulatory region sequence-specific DNA binding; zinc ion binding. The transcript has 7 exons. The record is from RefSeq and is a predicted model, not a curated record.
CCCAGUGUGUGUGUGUGAGUGUGAUUGAAUGAGUGUGUGUGCUGACAGCAGCUGGCAGAAGUGGCAUUCAUCAGUCUCACUGGUUUGGAAUAAAUGAGAAGAUUCAAUAUCUGGAUAUUCAUAUGAACCAGAGAUGCCCUGUGUACAAACCCAGUAUGCAUCGCUGCCCCAUGACACCUACUUCAGCUCUGAGUUCUUGAAUCCUGAUCUCAGUGCCAAACUGAUGAUGGACAUCAGUGGCCAAAAGGACCAGCUGUCUACAUCUUCGUUGCCCAGCAUCAAUACCUUGGUGGGAAAUGGUUACAUGGGGGAGUUUGAUGCUUAUUCCUGCAAGAUUACCACCGCUCCUCCUGCCUCUACAGUUUCUUUCAGCCAUGCCACAGUAGCUGAAAACUCCUGCCCUCAGGUGCAGAGCCAAGCCUUCAAGCUGGAUGAUCUCCAGGUGUAUGGCUGUUACCCAGGAUCCUUUGCACUCAGCUGCCUUGAUGAAACACUGUCGUCAUGUGGCUCUGACUACUAUGGCAGCCCAGUUUAUGCUGCUGCAUCUCCUCCAACCCCGGGCUUUCAGACCCAGUCUGCACCUGUCUGGGAUUCCCCUUUCAGCCCCUACCCCUCAGCACCCCCGUCCUCUGUGGCUGAUAAGGCCGCCAUGGCCCAGCAGCUCUCCUUUUUCACCUUCAGCCCCACACCAGAGCAGCACUCUCCCCUGGGGCAGCAUCAGGAUGUUCAGCCAAACCAGGAGGACCCUUUCUUCCUGUCUCCCCAGCAGCACGUCUCUCCACUUCAUUGCCCCCCCAUGUCCCUGGAGCAUGGACCCCUGGAUAGCCCCAGGAUAGUAGAGGGGGCCAUGACCCCUCCUAAAACCCACAACCCAGGAUCCAGUGAGGGCCGCUGUGCAGUUUGUGGUGACAACGCUUCCUGUCAGCACUACGGCGUUCGCACCUGUGAGGGCUGCAAAGGUUUCUUCAAGCGAACCGUACAGAAAAAUGCAAAGUAUGUGUGCCUCGCCAAUAAAGACUGUCCAGUGGACAAGAGGAGGAGAAACCGCUGCCAGUUCUGCCGUUUCCAGAAAUGUCUUGCAGUGGGAAUGGUCAAAGAAGUUGUUCGCACGGACAGCCUCAAAGGUCGCCGGGGUCGUCUGCCCUCCAAACCCAAGACUCUGGUUGAGGCUUCAUCCACGACCCCCAGUGGCAACAUCAUAGCCUCUCUUGUGAGGGCUCAUUUAGACUCAAACCCAACCAUUGGAAAGCUGGACUACUCCAAGUACCAGGAGACAGUGGACAACCUGACAGAAAAGGAGGAUGCCGGUGAUAUUCAGCAGUUUUAUGAUCUGCUGACCGGUUCUUUGGAUGUAAUAAGAAACUGGGCUGAAACCAUCCCAGGAUUCACAGAUUUCUGCACAGAGGACCAGGAGCUGCUGCUUGAAUCUGCUUUUGUUGAGCUCUUCAUUCUGCGACUUGCAUACAGGUCAAAUCCUGAGAAGAACAAGCUGAUCUUCUGCAACGGCCUGGUCCUCCACCGACUGCAGUGCGUUCGCAGCUUUGGCGACUGGAUCGACUCCAUCAUGGAUUUCUCUCAGAGCCUGCACCGCAUGAACUUAGACAUCUCCUUGUUUGCCUGCCUUGCAGCGCUAGUGAUCAUCACCGAUCGCCAUGGCCUCAAAGAGCCCAAACGGGUUGAGGACUUUCAGAAUCAUCUCAUCACUUGUUUAAGGGAACACGUAAGCGGAAACAGAUCAGAACCAAGCCGGACCCAACCCAACUAUCUUUCUCGUCUUCUGGGCAAACUCCCCGAACUGAGGACUCUAUGCACACAGGGCCUACAGCGCAUCUUCUACCUGAAACUGGAGGACCUGGUGCCCCCUCCACCAAUAGUGGAGAAAAUUUUUAUGGAUACUCUGCCGUUCUAAAAAGACAUGAAAACAAAUAUGUUAUUUGUAAAAAUGACAGACACAAAGCACCUAAUGUGAGGUUUUAUCAUUGGGCUUUACUGGUGAUCCUCCUUCUAUCACACUGACUUGUGUGCUGACAAAUGUCUGACAUUGUUCAAGAGACCACUAUUUUUCUAAGAUUGUUUUAAAGAUUGAAUAUGGUACCUGUGUGAGUACUGCAUUAAGAUUUUUUUUUUCAGUUCAAUGAAACUCAUAGACAGACAGAGCUGAAGUGGUAUAAACAGUUCAGGACACAGUUUCUAUAUAUUUUUGUGUGCAUUUGUAAAAUGACUUCAUUGCUGUGCUCGAUGUGUGAAUGUUGUCCUGCUAUGCACCUAGUAAGUAGAUAUUUGGGUAGAUGCAAUGCACCGCUACAUACUGAGCUUUUCCUUAAAGAAAAAGAAAUACACUAAUCUCUUAAAAAGCAUGUUUUUAAAGUUGCUUUUUGAUCCCACUAAGAAGCUGAGACAGUAGAUUAUUUUGCAGAAAAAGUCAGGCCUCCUGUCUCUUUAAAGAACUGUCCAGUCCUACUUUUCAAAAGGAAAAAAAAUUUACUAAUUUCCUUGUAUCACAAAAGAUAGUUUUAGUCACACUCAUGCUCCUGUGGAAGGUCUCGGACCAAAGUUUACUCUUAUUUUGAUACUACCAGUUACAAACCUUAUUGCCUUAAACUAAACAAAAUGUUCUGCCAUGACUCUCGUGCUGCCGUUUUGCAACACCUUGUUAAGGCUGAUGCUGCCCGGGCUCCUGUUGAACCGCAUGUCCCUGUAACAACACAUUUCUUGGGCUUUUAACAACAAAAAUGUACUUGCUGAAUGAAAAUUCAAAGUGCCUUUUGUAAAGCCUCGGUCCUUGAACCUUGAUAAGUGACACUAAGAGAAUUUUCAUUCCAAAUAUCACAUGCAGCCACAUCACCCAUUUAUUACAGAAAUGCAAUCAUUUCUAUUUUGUUGUCACCAUCAGAAUUCAUUUCUUACCCAUCAGUGAUGAAAAUGAUUUCAGGUCUGUGUGUUUCAUAUGAAGUGCCUGAAGGAUGCGAGUGUCAGCACAGCUUGACAUAGAUCAUACAAUGCUUGACCGCACGCUUCACACUGCUAAACUGGAAGGACAUCAAGUGACGACAGGUGGUUCAGGAUCUCCAAGAACUAAAUCCUGUUCACAUGUUCCUCCUGAGGCAGUGAAAUUCAUAACUACAGUAGAGCCGUCCAGCUUAAAAUUGAAUUAAGACAGGUCACAGUUCAGAGUCUCCUUGUGUCCACAAUUAGAUACAGUGCACCGUUUCUAUGACUUGUUUUGACCCAACAAUGCCUGAAAAUCUGCAUGCGUGAGCAGGCGUUUCAUGUCCGACAUCAGCUCGUUUCUUGUCUCUGCACAUACAUCACCCGACAUGUGUCUCGAGCCUCAGCUCUGUGUUCGUAAAACUCUCCUACCGUCUUGCAUGUUCUUCUGAAUUGCGCUGGUUUUUAUCGGUUGGAUUCAUUUUUUAGUUUCACCUCCAAAUGAACUCAAGAAAUAUCUUAAGGAAUCACAGUGAGAUGUGAUGAGAAGAUGAGCAGCUAAGAGCACUUCAAACAGUGUUCAAACAGUAGGAAGGAGACUUGUUCCUCCUACUGUGUGUGUGAUGUUUGGGACGUGUGUGUGGACUUUGAAAAUACUGCCAGGACUUUGUAAAAUGGUGCAGGAGUAUGAAAAGAGAGUAUUUGAUAUUAAACCUUUUUGAAAAUACACCACUGUCUGCCUUUGUUUAAAUGUUAGGAAACGGAGUGAUAUAUUUGCUGUAAGUCAUAGAUUCUAUACUGUCUCUGCAGAUAUAUCUUUGUUUCCUCUAGUUUCUACCGGGGCAGAUGAGUAUUCAAGUGCCAGUUUCUUUAUGAGUGUGAAUUACAUUUUAUUCAUUGAUUGCAAAUGGUGUAUAUUUUGUAUUCUUUCUCUAGAAGUAUUUGCUUACAAAAAUGAUUAAAGGA